ACCGCAUCGAUAUAUUAAUUAAUUUACCCCGCCAAAUCCAAUCCCAUCUUCACCUCCACACUUUACUCACCACAGCUCUUGACUCCAACACCAUCAGAGUCGCAACAAAAUAUCACAAUCAUGGCACCCCGAACAGAGUACGUCUCUACCUCGAAACCUCAUCCACCCAUUCCCGUCUCUGCUACACCAUCUUCUGGCUAACACCAUGCCAGUUUCCCCCCAAUCCGAGCCUGUCUUUUUGACAUGGAUGGACUCCUCCUCGACUCUGAAGACAAAUACACCAUCGUAACCAACACUCUCCUGAAGAAGUAUAACAGACCCCCAAUUCCCUGGUCCAUUAAAGCACAACUUCAAGGACGUCCCGCAGCCUCCGCCACCGAAAUCUUCUUUAAUUGGGCCAAUCUCCCAAUUUCCAGAGAACAAUAUAACGAAGAACAAGAAUCGUUAAAGAGAGAAUUAUUCCAGACUUGUAUGCCAUUACCCGGCGUAACAAAAUUAUUAGAAGAUUUAGAAAUUGCGAGGACGAAAGCGAAAGAAGGGGGUAAGGAGAGGAAGUUACAUAUUGCUCUUGCGACGAGUAGUCAUAAGGAAAUGUACGAUGCGAAAACUAUGAACCAUGUGGCACUUUUUGAAGUCUUUCUUCCACAUCGAAAGGUUUUGGGUGAUGAUCCACGAAUUGGGCCUGGACGGGGUAAACCUGCUCCGGAUAUUUAUUUACUAGCGUUGGAUACUAUAAAUCAGAGUUUGGAAGAUGGAGAGGAGCCUGUGAAACCGGAGGAAUGUCUUGUAUUUGAGGAUUCGGUGCCGGGUGUGGAAAGUGGAAGAAGAGCGGGCAUGAGAGUAGUAUGGUGUCCGCAUCCUGAAUUAAAAGGAGAAUUUGUAGGAAGGGAAGGAGAGGUAUUGGCGGGAUCGACGGGAGAAGGGGGAAACUUGAAAGAAGAUGGUAUUGUAGGAACGGUGGGAGAUGGGUGGGGUGAAUAUUUGGAGACUUUAGAAAAUUUCCCCUACCAGAGGUAUGGAAUUUUGGUAAAGUAGAAGAGGGCUUUUAAUUCUGCAUAUACAUGCAUAGCUCUUGGUAGAAUAUGUAGAGCCAAUAGAUUUGAAUUACAGAGCAGAACAGUUACCUACCUAUCAUGUUCCAUUGCGAGAAACAUCAUACAACAACGUACCAUGAAUAUAUCUCACGCACAGGUAGAGAGGUAAUCGUGCCGAUCCUUCCUUCAGUAGUCG
Messenger RNA from Sclerotinia trifoliorum, 1230 nucleotides. Lineage: Eukaryota; Fungi; Ascomycota; Leotiomycetes; Helotiales; Sclerotiniaceae. The record is from the annotation of a GenBank genome assembly.